Molecule: messenger RNA, 705 nt
Organism: Neogale vison (American mink)
Lineage: Eukaryota; Metazoa; Chordata; Mammalia; Carnivora; Mustelidae
Gene: ACOT13
Product: acyl-CoA thioesterase 13
Exons: 3
Coding region: 182-640 (152 amino acids)
Molecular function (GO): fatty acyl-CoA hydrolase activity
Source: RefSeq, a predicted model, not a curated record
AGCCGCUGGGCCGCCGGCGGCGCGUACAAGAGGCGGCAGACGCCGAGCGCCCAGCGGGCGGAGAGGACGCGGCCGUCUUUGCCUUGCCUGUCCUUAACCCCUUCGCGGACUUGGGGGUCCCCCCGACUCCCCAAGCUUCCUUCUUGCGCUGUGUCCUGUCCAGAAGCCGGAGCGGUCCACGAUGAGCCGCUUGACCCAGAACGUGCUGGAGGUGAUGAAGGCGAUGGCCCGUGUCCCCGGUUUUGACAGAGUUCUGGACAAGGUGACUCUUGUCUCUGCUGUCCCUGGGAAAGUGAUUUGUGAAAUGAAAGUAGAAGACGCCCACACCAACAGAUUAGGCACUCUGCAUGGUGGUAUGACAGCCACCUUAGUGGAUAACAUAUCAACAAUAGCUCUGCUGUGCACUGAAAGGGGAGCGCCGGGAGUCAGCGUGGAUAUGAACAUAACGUACAUGUCGCCUGCUAAAAUAGGAGAAGACAUCGUGAUAACAGCGCACGUUCUGAAGCAAGGCAAAACACUUGCAUUUGCCUCUGUGGAGCUGAUGAACAAGACCACGGGGAAACUAGUGGCACAAGGCAGACACACCAAACACCUGGGAAACCAAGGCCUGCAGGCUGACUUCAAAGACACCAAACAAUGAAGACCAAGUGUAAAGCUGACUUGUAACAAAUGUUAACUUUCAAAAUAAACUAGCACAACCAGAAA